AUGGACCUUAAUUUGACAAACCCUUCCUAUGUGCUCACCUACAUCACAGAUGAAAAGGGUGUGUUUAAUGCGACCUUCGACAUCGCAGAAGGACUUGAUCAAGGCAGCAGUGACAAAAAUAGCCUGCCUCGUAAAAUCACUCUAGGUACCUUCUUUGCAGUGGCCAUUCUGAUUGCUAUAAUAGGCAAUCUUCUGGUCUGCACAGCUGUGUUUACAGAAAGACGACUGAAGCGAAUCAAAAAUAACUACUUUAUAGUGUCAUUAGCCGUUGCUGACCUGUUAGUCUCCGGUGUCGUCAUGACGUUCGCUAUGGCAAACGACAUUGAGCAGCAAUGGAUGUUUGGUGGAGUAUUCUGCAGAAUUUGGAUAUCUCUGGAUGUCAUGUGCUCCACUGCAUCCAUUCUUAACCUGUGCGUCAUCAGUUUCGAUAGGUUCAAGCACAUUCAAAAUGCCAUGUAUUACGACACUUGGAUGACUACGAGCAAAGCCCUGACUUUUAUAGGCUGCGUCUGGUUUCUCUCGGCACUGAUAUCUUUCCUUCCUAUCCAGCUCGACUGGCACCAAGGUGCCAUCACCAUCAAUGAAACUAUCACUGCUGAAGAUCAGUGCAUAAUCAAACUCAAUUUCAUCUACGCAAUAAUUUCUUCAACAAUUAGUUUUUACGCCCCAUGUUUAGUCAUGCUUAUAUUGUACUUUAGACUGUUCUUGUUUGCCAGAAAGCACGCCAUUAGUAUAAGAAGUCAAAAGCGUCCCGUCACGUCAUCGCCCGGAGAACGCACAAACAACCUGAGUAAUGGUUCCAACAGAACUUCUCUUAAAGCUUCAGACCACAAAGCUGCCUUCACCCUCGGUGUUAUCACCGGUGUUUUCCUUUGCUGCUGGCUUCCAUUUUUUAUUAUUAAUCCGAUAAACGCUUAUGACCCAAACAUUGUCCACCCAAAUGUGUUCGUUGUCUCCACUUGGCUUGGCUACGUCAACUCGUGUCUCAACCCAAUCAUUUAUAGUAUUUUUAACACAGAAUUCAGGGAAGCUUUCAAGCGUAUCCUUUUCCUACGGACUUGUCGCAGGACCAGUUCUUUGCCCUCUACGUCAGGAACAAACAGCACACGUAUUAAGCAUAAAAAAUCUGAUUACGAACAGCAACCUUCAGACAAUGGAUCAAUUCUUCGAAAAACUAGCAGAGAUCGUCUAUUCAACGAAAAAAUUACGCGUGUCUAA
This is a messenger RNA of Candidula unifasciata, 1218 nucleotides long. The record is from the annotation of a GenBank genome assembly. NCBI's taxonomy places the organism in Eukaryota, Metazoa, Mollusca, Gastropoda, Stylommatophora, Geomitridae.